AUGUCCAAGCUUCCACCAGGAAUCACUGAGGAUGACCUCUAUCCUAAGGACAAAGUUGAUCCAAAAUCAUCACAACCAUCAUUUGCUGUUCCAACUCGUUCCUUCCCUGCCGAGCGAGCUGUUUCAUUCAAUCAGGCCGGUGGCUGCUCCACCAUCCGUGCUCAACCCUGGAGAAACCGUCCACAUGGUUUCCAAGACUUUGCUUUCGGUACUGACGCUCCUGAAAGGUUUGAGCUCUUUAUUAUGGGGGAUGGCGAAGAGAAGGUCACCGCCGUCGAUGAAACCCGGGUCCCAAACUGUGUGACCUUCACCUUCAACAAGGAGGAUCAUACCCUGGGAAACCUCCUCCGUUCCCAACUCCUCAAGGACCCCAAGGUCCUUUUCGCCGGGUACAAGGUACCCCACCCCCUCUUCCCGUCGUUUGAACUCCGUGUUCAAACCACGGAUGAGACCAAUCCCCGUGCUGCUGUCAUCAAGGCAGCACAAGACCUCAUUAAAGAUCUCACGAUCUUUAGAAACAACUUCACACGCGAGUGGGAGUUGAAGAAGAUGAUCGACCCUGCCAAGGAGGGCAACUAG
Molecule: messenger RNA, 579 nt
Organism: Orbilia oligospora ATCC 24927
Lineage: Eukaryota; Fungi; Ascomycota; Orbiliomycetes; Orbiliales; Orbiliaceae
Exons: 3
Coding region: 1-579 (192 amino acids)
Biological process (GO): transcription by RNA polymerase II
Cellular component (GO): RNA polymerase II, core complex
Molecular function (GO): protein dimerization activity; DNA binding
Source: RefSeq, a predicted model, not a curated record